Molecule: messenger RNA, 5254 nt
Organism: Cherax quadricarinatus
Lineage: Eukaryota; Metazoa; Arthropoda; Malacostraca; Decapoda; Parastacidae
Product: ATPase inhibitor mai-2, mitochondrial
Biological process (GO): negative regulation of ATP-dependent activity
Cellular component (GO): mitochondrion
Molecular function (GO): ATPase inhibitor activity
Source: RefSeq, a predicted model, not a curated record
AAUAAAAAUUUGUUCUGCAACUGUGUUUCUGCACAGUGUGUAUAAGUUGUCGUACCGGAGUGUAUAAACCAGAGUGUGUACACUACGUGACUGUCUAUCUCACAACCAUGGCGUUGACACCAACUUUAUCCUCUCGUCUCCGUUAUCCACUUGUGCUGUGUGUUCGUAGUAUGAGCACAGGUGAUGCUGGCUCAGGUGUUGGGGCAGGUGGUGGCACUGGAGGCACAAUCAGAGAUGCUGGGGGUGCCUUUGGCAAGAGGGAGGUGGCCCUUGAAGAACAAUUCUUCCGUAAAUUGGAACACCAGCAGCUAGAAAAGAUGAGAGCUGGACUAGAAGAGGAGGUGCAGUUCCAUAAUGAACAAGUUGAUGCCCACAAAGAUGCCAUAAAACGGCAUUAUCGGAUACUUGAUGACCUGAAAAUGAACAUCAGGAAUAUUGAAGCACGAGACAAAAUGUUCAAAGAUAAUUAAUAAGGUUGUAACACAGGAUAUAACUUUGAAUCCAAUAUCUUUAGUGUAUACAGAAAUCAUAAUUUUGAUUUCAAACUUUAAUGUGUAUUUUGCUGAUGUGUUUUAAAGUUUGCAAAAUAUGCAUACAUGUAGGUUGCCCUUCCCUUCUCCCAUCCAUUUUUUCCAAAAGUGUGUGUGUACAUACAACAAGGUAAUCAUACAUUUUUUUUAACACACCAACUGUAUCCCACUGAGGCAGGGUGACCUGAAAAGAAAAAUUAAAGUUUUUCUUUUCAAAUUUAGUAAUUCAUACAGGAAAAGGGGUUACUAGCCCCUUGCUCCCAGCAUUUUAGCUGCCUCUUAUCACACGCAUGGUUUACAAAGGAAAAAUUCUUUUCCCAUUCCAUGAGAGAAUAUAAAACAAGUUUUGAAAGUAAAUAAUUUUGUACAUGUUCAGCCUCACACACUGAGUGUCUGUGGUUCAAUCCCCAGCUAGGGUAGAAACAUUAGGCAUGUUUUCCUAUACCUGCUGUCCUGUUCACCUAGCAAGCAAGUAGGUACCUGGGUCUUAGUCAUCUGGUGUGGUUUGCAUCCGAGGGACAAGAUUUAAUGAGCCCAAUAGAAAUAAGACAGACUGUCCUUGAUGACACACUUAUUUUCUUGGGUUAUCUGGGUGGCUAACCCUCCGGGGUUAAAAAUCUGAACAGAAUCUUAUCUUAAAUAUAUAGUCUGAUAGUACUUACUGUAUAUACUGCAGUACUGUACCUACUGUGCCCUCUUCUACCAGACUACCUACCUACAAUACUUCAUCACUCAAUAUUUGUCCUAAAACCAACUACAUAUUACCUUCAAAGGUGAAAAUAACUUCAUGGUAAGUCAAAAGUUUCCAUACAUAGGCCACAUAGUCACUGUAAUAUGCAAUCAUGUGUGGCUUAUGUAUGUAUACUUGACUAAUCCUAUUUGAGUUUAAUACAGUAUGGAGGAUAAUCUAGAACCUCCUGGGCAAACCUGAUAAUGAGUAAAAACAUAACUUUUAGUAAAACAUUAAAAAAGUAGGACCGAGGAUAGCUUGUUGUAGGGUGCCUAGUUCCAAGAUAAGAUAAGAUAAGAUUUCGUUCGGAUUUUUAACCCCAGAGGGUUAGCCACCCAGGAUAACCCAAGAAAGUCAGUGCGUCAUCGAGGACUGUCUGACUUAUUUCCAUUGGGGUCCUUAAUCUUGUCCCCCAGGAUGCGACCCACACCAGUCGACUAACACCCAGGUACCUAUUUGCUGCUAGGUGAACAGGACAACAGGUGUAAGGAAACGUGUCGAAAUGUUUCCACCCGCCGGGAAUCGAACCCGGGCCCUCCGUGUGUGAAGCGGGAGCUUUAGCCACCAGGCCACCGGGCCACCAAAUGUUUCAGAUACAGCACAUAUGAAUUGUUGGACAGUUAACCUUCCCAGCAGAGAAGCCAUCUAUUCUGGUAAACUUACCUAGGAUGAUAUGUUGGUUGUCAAUGUGAAGGGCAGCCUCAAAAAUCAAGGAGUUGGUGUAGGUGUGGGAAGGUGUAUGCAAGGGCAAGAGGGUAUUGACAAAAUAGUGCAUAAAGCUGUGUGACUGGGAAAGUACAGAAGGGUUUUGUCUUUAUGAAGGAGACAGUUCAGGAUCACCCUCUCAAAGUGUUUUGCUGGAAACUGGAAUAAAAAUAGGGCAAAAUAGCAUUUUGUUAAUAUGAUUUAGGAAUGUAAAUCAUGAGUUUUGGAGCUCUUUGGUUACACAGCUCAGCUGUACAACUCAGGUAGUGGAUUUUUUGCUACUGGUUGGAGUGCUGUAUAUCAUUUGUAGUUGUGUUCUCUCAGGAUAAAUGGGCUUAAUUUUAGUAUAAAAUUUAUUUAAAAUUCAGCAAAUAAUACAAUGUAUUCAUCUACUCUGCAGUUCGUGAAGCCAACAAGUUUGUGUAUUUUGUGUUUUGAAUUUAAUUUAGACUGUGUGUGAAGGAGGUUAUUGGAUGUACAAGUAUAAUGUCAACAAGUAUGGGUAAGAAAAUGAAAUAUGCUGAGUGAAAUGUUGUUCCAGUAGUAUCUUGUUCUGUAUAUUGUCUUCAUACCUAAGAAGUUUAUUAUUUAAGCACUGACCAUCUCACUUGAUGUAGGUGAGAGUACAAGACCCUUCCAGUUUUGUAUCUCUUGUUUCUAUUGAUCCUACAGUAUAUCCCUCCAUUCCCAUUGAGAGCAGGGUGUGGCAAAUGAGACCAUUAACAAGAUUCUUUGUGAUUGCCUAAGUUCUGCCAUAAACUUUCUGGUUGUGGGGAAGGGCAGGCUAAAAGAAUUUAAGCUUAUAGGCAUACAGUUUUUCUGUAUGCAAAGCCUAGUUUCCAUUAUAUACUCAUUGGAUAAGGCUUAGUUCUGUAGCAUAGUGAUGAGGUUGAAAGUGUUGGUUGAGAACACAGGGUUCUUGAUUUAGUUUCCUUGUCUGAGUAUUUCUUGAUGAUCUGGCCAGACAAGAUUCUUGACAAUUUUGGCUUAAGCUUAAGAGGUUUCUGACAGUAGUAUAUAGUUGUUGUGCGAGUACUUGGUGGAUGGUGCUUUCAUAAAGCAUUAUACUAUUAUAGUAGUCUUAUUUACAACCACUAAUUUUGUGAUUGAAUCCAUUACUCUUAUGAACAGCUUAUAACAGUACUACUAAAUUGCUUAGCUAACAGGAUAUUGGGAUCCAGUUCCUGGACCCAUUAUGUGCUUCUGCAGUUUUAUGUUAUCACCCACAGGAUUUCAGGAGUUGUAUGAGGCAGAUAAUAAAGCUGUCAUAUACUAGCUUGUAAAGUAGGGAAGGCCAGAGGGAGAAGUGAUGAAAUCUCUCAUUAUCAAUACAGGGCUAUGUUUUUGCUAAUGACUACAGUACUAACUUUACACACCCUUACCUCUCACUCAUUCUUAACCUCCACACGUCUCUCCCUGCAGUGUUUUGUGGCUCUUAUGGGUUUAGCACUUAAUUUGAUAAUAAUAAUAAUGAUACAGUAUUAAGAACACCCACUUACAAACAAGAUGUGCUUCUGAAAAUAGUAAUUUGAGUCUUUGGUCCCUGGAAUUUAUUAUCCUACACACACCCAAGUUAUAAUCAGAGAUGUUUAUUUUUUAACAAUACUCUGAUGAGCCCCUCCCAUCCUCUUCCCUUUCUUCUCUCUUCUUCCCUUUCUAUCUGUCCUAUUUUCCAUUUGGUAUAAGCUGAGCUGCAGCACAUCAACUGCCCAAGUGGUUUUCAGGCUAGUGUAAUUGUUUAAUUUACAGUUCUUUACAAACUCUACUAAACAAAUUUGAGCCCAUCAUACAUCCAAAAAAUGAGCAAACACAAAACAUUUAAUGAAAAACAAAAAAAAAUUAUUUAUUGAAAAUAUUCUCUGUUGAAAUGUUUGCAAUAUUCAUAUCUUAAAAUCAGAGUUUGCAAAAAAUUAAUUGAUUCCAGGCACCCUGUUCACAAGCAUGGGUGUCUGCAACUCUUGAGUUUUGUUGUAGCACUAUCCCAUCACCAGUUUGUAUUGCAUGUUUUGGUGUUACUGUUGUAGAUGCUAUUAAUGUACUACUGGACCCACUAUUCUGUCCUCAAUAGGAGUUGGGUUGGAGCUAGUCAUUCUUGACAGGUUGGGGUAUAAUCAGAUUCAAGGACUGCAGAGUGAAAGGAGAGUGCUCGUCAUCCUGGAAUUAGUGACUUGGCUCAUGUUGACUAAUGAGGUGGUACUGUAUCAACAGAAUUAACAGUAGGAGUGAAAGUUGGAGAAAUGAUGAAGGGGGAUCAGGAUCACUGAAUGUAUUUCAAUUGCUGUUUCUGUUCUCCCAUCAUCAGAUUAUUAUUAUUAUUACAAUCAAGGGGAAGCGCUAAACCCGGAGGAUUAUACAGCGCCUGGGGGGGGGGAUGUGGAAGGCAUUCAGGCUUAAUUUGGGGAACUGGAGCACAGAUCCAAUUCCCUAAAUCAAGAGCCCCUCACCAACAUCAAGGAACCUUCCUUGAGGGGUCCCAUCAUCAGAAAUUGGAAAAGAAUCAGCUGGCAGACUCCUGUUAGAAUGAUCAGCAGUGUUAUGGGUAGUAUACUGUUAAACUUGCUGUUCUUUAACCUCCUGGUAUUACUAAUCCAAUUUACAUAUCCAGCAGGACAUCAACCAUCAACUGUAAAACAGUUAUUUGAGUUGCAAGACUCCAUUGAAAUUAAAACUAAAACUGAACCUUUAUUGAUGAAGUUUUAAUUUUGAUAUCUGUAUACUCCAUCCUAAGUAUUUAUUGGACAAGAGCAUCAUUAUGUGAAACUAUUAGUUGCCAACUUUCUGCAGCUUAAGUUCCUUAUUAGGGUUUACAAAUAAACUUCCUUAAACUUUGCUGUUAACUUGCUGCUGAUUGGAAAAUCAUUUCCAAUUGUUGUGGGAGAGGAAGGGUGUGCUGGAGCCUGUAUUAUUUCUUGCAUGUAGUCUUUUGGAGUCCACUCAUUCUUAAGAGUAGUUGUAUUUUAUGGUGAAAAAAGUUCUUUACCACCUCUAAGGGUGGGCUGGAUAAAUGCAUCAAUGAAAAAGGCUAGCAUGGAUCAAUAGACAUACUGCUGGUUUUUUGUUCUUUUUGGACUUGUUGGAGGCUCUAGUUAGGAUCUAAAACCAACACAAGUCAUUGAGAUUAUUUUCCUCAUUUCUGUGACUGUAUAAAAUUGCACUACCCUCAGUUGGGGUGUUUCUACUCUCUUGUUAGUCUAUGGUGGUAAUCCUUCCAAUGAUUAUAUGAUCCCUAGUGGCAAGGCCUGCAAAUUUCUGCAAGUGGUAGAGUGAGACUGAAAUAUCUCCAAACAGA